Molecule: messenger RNA, 12027 nt
Organism: Dermatophagoides farinae (American house dust mite)
Lineage: Eukaryota; Metazoa; Arthropoda; Arachnida; Sarcoptiformes; Pyroglyphidae
Source: RefSeq, a predicted model, not a curated record
AAAGUAAAUAUCCAUUUUCAUAAUCGACGAAUGAAUAUAUGAAAAGAAAUCAAAUGAACAAAAAUGAUGAAGAAUAAUAAAAGCAAUAAUCAUAAACAUUAUCAUCAUUCUAACAAUGAUAAUGGAAGCAUCAAAUUCGAACGAAAUCGUAUCAAUCAACUUCAUGAAGAACGUAUAAGAGUUCAGAAAAAAACAUUUACAAAAUGGAUGAAUUCGUUUCUUCAAAAGGCCAAAAUGGAAAUCGACGAUAUUUUCGUUGAUCUUGCUGAUGGAAAAAAAUUAUUAAAACUUUUGGAGAUAAUUAGUGGAGAAAAACUUGGCAAACCGAAUAAUGGAAAAUUACGAGUACAAAAAAUUGAAAAUGUCAAUAAAUGUUUGGCAUUCUUGCACACUAAAGUCAAAUUAGAAAGUAUCGGUGCCGAAGAUAUUGUGGAUGGAAACAAAACACUCAUUUUAGGUCUUCUUUGGACAAUCAUUUUGCGAUUUCAAAUUCAAGAUAUUGAAAUUCAACUUGAAGAAGAUACAGAUAAAAAACAUUCGGCCAAAGAAGCUCUACUUCUCUGGUGUCAACGUAAAACCAAUGGCUAUCCUCACGCGUAUGUCACGGAUUUCACACAAAGCUGGCGUAAUGGAAUGGCUUUCAAUGCUUUGAUUCAUUCACAUCGUCCCGAAUUGAUCAAUUUUGAGAAACUAGAUCCGAAAAAUUCCAUAGAAAAUCUAAAUAAUGCUUUCAAAGUGGCUCAAGAAAAUCUAGCCAUACAACCAUUGCUUGAUCCAGAAGAUGUGGAUACGGCAAAACCAGAUGAAAAAUCCAUAUUAACCUAUGUGUCAUCGUAUUAUCAUACAUUUGCCAAAUACAAUUCUGAACUAAUCAGUGGUAAACGAAUUACAAACAUUAUUUCUCAAUUGAUGGAAAUCGAUCGUCUUCAGUUAAAUUACGAGCUUCUAACAACUAAUCUUCUCAACUGGAUUCAAAUGAAAAUUCAUCAAUUAGAUAAAAGAGAAUUUUUCAAUAAUUUGGAUCAAAUUCAACAUGAAUUUUCCAAAUUUAAAGAAUAUAGAACAGUAGAAAAACCACCUAAAUAUCGGGAACGAAGUGAAAUUGAAGCUUUAUUGUUCAACAUUCAAACCAAAAGGAAAGCAUUGGGUCAAGUUUUGUAUGUACCACCAGAAGGAAAAUUAAGCCAAGAUAUUCACAAAAGUUGGAUGGAUCUGGAAAAAGGCGAACAUAGAAAUGAAUUGAAAUUACGUGAAGAAAUGCGACGUUUAGGAAAAAUCAAUAACAUGGCUGAAAGUUUCUACAGAAAAAGCGAUAUUCGUAAAAGUUAUCUUGAUGAAAUGAUACAAGUAUUGAGCGAUGUUCGUUAUGGAAAUAAUCUAAGCCAAGUUGAAGCUACAAUCAAAAAACAUGAAGCAAUCUCUGCCGACAUUUUAUCGAGAAAAGAACGUAUUGAUUCACUGGCACAAAUGGUGGUUGAAUUGAAGAAAGAAAAUUAUUUUCUCAUUGACAAAGUGGAAAAUUUUUUCCGAGAAAUAAAACUUUCAUGGGAUAAAUUAAUAUCCGUACUAGAAAUGCAUCAAAAAAAUUUAUCGGUCGCUUCAAAUUUUAUGCGUACCAAAUUAGAAAUCGAAACAAUAGAUAAUGAAUUCCAUGAUAUAAUCAAAAGAAUUAGUAUUGAUUCAAAUGUCACUCAUCUACGUACUGCUGAAGAAUAUUUACAGACACAUAUGUUGUUGGAAGCACAAAUUGCAUCGAAUGAUGAAACAGUAAAACGAUUGACUAACAAUGCUAUCAAGUUGUUAGAACAAGAACAAGUUCAGCGAUCAGUUUUGUUACAAAAAGAAAUUCCCAAUCUUAAACAAAGUUUACAUUCAUUACAAAAAUCUCAUGAAACAUUAAAUCAUCAAUCAACAAUGAAGCGGCAAAAAUUGAUUAAACUUCGAGAUUUUUAUCGUUUAUUGCAAGAUCUCGAAGAAGAGGAAGCUACAUUAGCCGAAAAAUUAAACAUCUGUCAGGCAAUAUUACCUGGCAAAGAUUUGCUUGGUAUAAUUUCCUUACAACAAAAACAUAAUGUUUUCGAAGCCGAAAUCAAAACUCAUGAAGGAAGAAUCAAGAUAAUUGAAAAGAAAGCUCAAAAUUUCAUGGAAAACGAUUCGACGGAAAAUAAAUUGAUUCAAGAUAAAUUAGAAGCAUUGCAUGAGAUUUGGAAACAAUUGCAAGAAAUCAGUGCUCAUAAAUCAAAAGAAUUGGCCAUAAUCAUUGAAGCCUUUCAAUAUCAUGCUGAUGCUAAUGAAACAGAAUCAUGGCUCAAAGAAAAAAUGCAACUUGCUAGAUCCGAAGAUUAUGGCAAAGAUGAACAAUCCGCUCAAGCAUUGCUUCAACGUCAUAAUUUUCUUGAAAGUGAAGUUACCGCAUAUUCACAUGAAGUAGAACGUCUAAAUAGUCAAUCAGAAAAGAUGAUCGAUUCGGAUGUAGAAAGUUUGUUUCUUCUUGGAGCACAGUCAUAUUCAGUUGAUGAUCCAGUUGAUGAGCAAUUAACAGAGGAAACAAUCAAUGAUGAAGCAGAUAUGAUACGUGAAGUUUGCGAAGAAAUACCUCAAGUUUAUGUACUUUAUGAUUUCAAAGAUAAAAAUUGUCAUGUGAAAAAAGGCGAUGUUUUGCUUCUAAUUGCAAAAAGUACGCCCGAAUGGUGGAAAGUUUGUCGUGACGGCGUUCCCAAUGAAUUCUAUGUGCCAUCAAAUUAUGUCAAAGAAAUCGAACCGAAAACCAUUACAAAAUUUUUAGAAAAGCCGCUACAACAACCAAGAAAACUUUCAGCCAUAGUCAAAAGACGCCAUAGUAAACGUCGAUUAUCAAUUGUUUAUGGUGCUGAUACUGUUGAACAGCGAAAACUGUUGAUAAACACUAAUUACAAGAGAUUGGUGGAAUUAUGCAGAAUUCGACGAAAAUCACUUGAAGAUUCUGUAAAAAUGUUCGGUUUCAAUAGUGAAUGUGAUGCAUUCGAAAAUUGGUUGAAUGAUAUGGAGAACACUAUUCAAAAAUCCAUGAACCUAAACAAAGAACAGCAAAAUUAUACAACACCUGCUACUGAUCUGGGCAAACAAUUUGAUAAGAUGAUUACGGAUCUGUUGGCUAAUCGUGCUCGAUUAGAUGAAAUUAACAAAAUGGCUAACGAAAUGAAUUCAUCCAUGUAUAUGUCGGCAGUGAAAAAACGAAAAGAACAAAUCCAAAAGAAAUGGGAUCAAGUGAAUUUUCUACAAAAACAAUUGGGCAAAAAUAUAGAAGGUCUUACAUCAGUCGAAGUGUUUGAUGCCGCAUGUACCGAAACUCUUGAACGGAUAAACGAUAAAUUAGAAAAAGUUAAUGAUCAUUCUUUUGAUAUUGGUCAAGAUUUAAAAACAGCACAAGCUCUACAACGAAGACAUGAAAAUUUGGAACGUGAAUUAAUUCCAAUAACAGAUUCAUUGAAAAAAUUGAAUAUCAUCUCUGACAAUGUUAAAUCCUCUUAUCCAUUAGAAAAAUCUAGAGUUGAUAAACGUCUUGUUGAAUUGAAGCAAUUAUGGGAACGUUUGAAAAAAUGUUCAGAUGAAAAACGUUGUUGGUUAGAUAAGAUGAUUGGCUUACAAAUUGUUAGAAAUUCCACCAACGACAUCAAUGCCUGGUUAACUAGUUAUGCUAAACCAUUGUUACAAUAUGAUCCUAAUGAUCCUUCAUUCAAAAAUGUUGAAAGUCUUGAAGCCAUCACUAAAGAACACAAUGAUCUUUUGGUCGAUAUAAAAGGUAAAAGUAAUGACAUAGAAGAUUUAAGAAACUUGGCCCAAAAACUAAAAAGUCAAAUUGAUCCCAAUGAAUUUAUAAUUGUGGACGAGAUGUCACAAAAAUACGAACAAGUUCAUGAAGAAUGGAAUAAGAAAACUAAUUUUCUUCAACAAUGCUUUGAUGUAAAUACCUUCAAUCAGGAAGCCGAUCGAAUCGAUACAAUCAUCAAUUCUGAUUUGACAUUCUUGGAAUUUGAUGAUGUUGGUAAUAGCUGUCAAGACAUUGAUGCAUUAAUCAAAAGACACGAAAGAUUUGUAGACACACUCAAUGCACAAGAUCAACGCAUCUAUAAUUUCAUUGAUUUUGGAGAUAAAUUGAUCCAAAACAAUCAUUUUGAUGCCGAAAUUAUCAAAGAGCGUCAGAAAAAAAUAAAUGAACGUCGAAAAACGCUCAAAGAUAAAGCAUUCCUGCGGCAAAAAGUUCUAAAAGAUGCUAAAGUGUAUCAUGAAAUUAAAAGUGAUGCCGAAGAAUUUUCGAAUUGGUGUCAAAGUAAACGAAAUCAAGUAAAAGAUCUUUUUGAUGGCAAGGAAAAUCUCAGAAAUGAGGUCACCAUUGAAAGAAAAUUGAAAAAACAUCAAACGCUAACAGCUGAAGUUCGAGCACAUCGCAUUCAAAUGCAAAAAAUUUUGAACGAUCUUACUGAUUUGAAUCGAAAUUCACAUUUGAUCUCUACCGAAGAAUUGGAUGAAAUUGAAAGAAAAGUCAAGGAUGAAUGGAUCGAUUUGAACAAUCUGAUUGAAGAUAAUGAAAAAUUGAUGUCUCACAUUUCUGGAAAAAUGGAAAGAAAAAAGUCAUUGCAAACAAUGCAAAAUCGUAUUGAUGAAAUUCAAAUUGAAAUUAAUUCUGAUGAAACGCCAAUUGAUCGAAGAACAUGUAAAAAACUUUUACAGAAAAAUAAAUUGAUCGAAAAAGAAUUGGCUACAUUAGAAAAUAAAGUAUACAAUACAAAAACCGAUCGAUCGACCGAUGCCAUCGAUAGUGGAAACACUGAUGAUGGUAAUGAUAAUCAACAAGAAGAUGAUCACGAUUAUAAAGAAUUAAAAUCUAAAAUAAUCAACUUAAAAAAACCGUUAAACAAACGGAAUCAACAUUUAUUACAGUUGAACGAAUAUUUUCAAUUUGAAUUUGAUGCUAAUGCCCAGAUCCAAUGGAUUAAGGAUCGAAUCAUUCUUGUAUCAUCUACUGAUGUGCCACAAAAUUUGACUGAUGCUCAAAAUUGGUUGAAAAAAAUUGAACAAAACUUAAAAAACGAAGUACAUGCUCAUGAAAUUCAUGUGAACUCAAUUCUUGCCAAAGCAGAUGAAUUUAUUGCCGAUAAUCAUAUUGAGAACGAAAAAAUAAAAGCAAUAUCUGAAGAAUUGGGCUCUAAUUGGAAACAAUUGUUAGAUUUAAUGGAUGCUCGUAUUGAAAAAUUAAAAGUCUAUUUAAAAAUGCAUCAAUUUUUAUCCGAUUGCAAUGAAAUUGAAUCCUGGUUAAAUGACAAGAUCAAUAUUUUGAAUAAUCCUAUCUAUGGAAACGAUGAGGUCACAUUGAUCAAAUUGUUGCAAAAACAAAAAUCAAUAGAUCUAGAAAUUGAUACUUAUGCUGGACUGAUUGAUGAACUAUUAAGACAAUCGGAAGAUUUAAGUUCAACCGUAAAAAAUGAACAUGAGCAAAAAUUACUGAAAACACGAGCUCAAGAUUCGAAUGUUCAAUUGAAAAAAAUUCAAAAAUUGGCUAAUGAACGUAAUCUGAAUCUGAUUGAUUUGAAGCAAUUCUAUGAAUAUUGUCAAGAAAGCAACGAUUUUCUUGAAUGGCUACAGAAAAAACAACAAAUCUUGUCAAAUGAAGACUAUGGAAAAGAUUACGAACAUUGUAUCAUAUUACAAGCAAAGUUUUUCGAUCUAAAACGCUUGAUUUGUGCCAAUGAAGAACGAUAUAAACAAUGUAUGGAAAAUGCAAAACGUUUCAAACGAAAUGAUGAUCAUCAUUUUACAACCAAUAGUGAAACAAUAACAGCAACAUGGCAAGAAGUAAUGAAUUUAUUGCAAGCCAAAGAACAGAAAUUUAUAGCUGCAGUAAAGAUACAUCGAUUCAAUCGAGAUGUUGCCGAUGCUUACGAAAGAAUUCAUGGAAAACAUGCCAUUCUUAAUAAUCAAGAUUAUGGCCGUGAUUGCCAAUCCACGCAAAAUCUUAUUCGUAAUCAUGAUGUGUUUGAAAAUGAUUUGGUGGCUUUAGAAGCUCAAUUGCAAAUUUUGAUAAAUGAUAGCGUUAAAUUGAAAGCCGCUUAUCCGGGAGGCAAUGCCAAACAGAUCACUGAAAAACUUAAAUCAGUUUUGGAUUAUUGGGAAAAGCUCAAAGAUUCAAGCUUAUUUCGGCGACAAAAACUAUGCGAUACUUAUGAAUUUUAUCGUUUCGUUUCGAUUGUACGAAAUUUGGAGCAAUGGGCCUCGAAUCUAAUUAAUGAAAUGAAAAUUAAUGAUGAUCAAAUUUCAAAUGAAUUAAAUAAAAAUGAUAACAUUAUUCAUGUCGACAAAGCACAGAAUGCCAAAAACAUUCAUGAAAGAAUCAAAUCAGAGAUUGAUGCACGUGAAGAAGAAUUCAAUAUUUUAGUGCAAGAUGCCAAUAAAUUAACAAAAAAUCCAUUUUACAGUCAAAUUAAAGAACAUACGGAAAAAUUGUUGGCAACACGUGAUCAACUCUAUAAUACGUGGCAAGUUAAAGAUGCCGCAUUAGAUCAAUUGUUAGAUUAUUGUAUAUUUUCUCGUGAUGCAAAACAAUUGGAACAAUUGUGUCAACAAUUCAAAAAUCGUCUUGAAACAACGGAAGAAGGACAAACAGUGGAAGAAGUGGAUCGUAAUCUCAAGAAAUUUGAUGAAUUCGUAAAACUUUUUGAAUCACAUGAACAGAAAUUUAACGGAUUAAAAGAGUGUAAAACGAAAUUAAUUGAAAAAAAUAAUAAUCAUUCUGACAAAAUCAAAAUAAGAUUUGAAGAUUUAUUGGCGAAAAAGACAAAACUGUGGCAAAUAAUUUUGUCCAAAAGAGAUCAACUUUCUGAUGAUUUAAUUUUUGCCCAAUUCACCCGUGAUGUUAUUGAAACAGAUUCAUGGAUUGAUGAGAAACGAAUUCAAAUUGAACAAAUUUCUUUAAGAGAUAAAAAUAAUGAUGAUAUUGAAACUAAAUUGAAAAAACUUCAAAAACAUCAAGCUCUUGAAGCUGAAAUCAAUGCCAAUACAUCACGUAUGACAGUGAUUAAAAGCAAAGAAAAACAUUUAAUCUCGAAAAAUCAUCCCAAUUCUAUACAAAUUCGUUCACAAUUUGACAAUCUUUUAAAAAAAUGGGAAGAACUGAGAACGCUAAGCAAAGAUAUUUUUGCAGGAUUCGAAGAAGCAAAAGAUAUCUACGAAUUUAACAAAAAUGUUGGCUUAGUCGAAUCAUGGAUUCGUGAAAAAGAAUUGAUGAUACAAUUCAAUGAUACUGGCGAAGAUUAUGAACAUUGUACAGCCUUGUUGAAAAAAUUGGAUGAUGUUGGUACAGGAUUGAAAGUAGAUGAAGAUGAAAUUCAUCAAAUAAAUCAUUUGGCUGAUAAAUUGGUCAAUCAAUGUAAAAAUGAAAACCAGGUUGAUGAAAAACGAUUAGCUUUGAAUGAAAAAUGGAAACAAUUACAACAAAAAAUCGCAAAUUAUCGACAAAGAUUGAUCGAUGCAUUAGAAAUUCAUUCGCUCAAUCGCGAUCUAGAUGAAGUUAAUGAACGUGUGAUCGAAAAACAAUUGCUUGCGUCCAAAGAAUGUGAUGCCAAAAAUCUAUCAUCUGCGGAAAAUGAACAACGAAAACACAUAUCACUUUGUUAUGAUAUUUAUGGAAUCGAUAAUCAUUUUAAAAAUAUAAAUGAUAAUGAUGUUCGACGAUUGAUUGGAAAAAAUCCCGAGCUUAUGGAAAAAUCACGGACAAAAAUUGAAAAUAUUCAAGAUAAUUUAAGAAAAUUGUCACAAGAAUGUAGCACAAAAGAUGAAAAACUUAAAUUCAUAGUGAAAUUGCACAAAUUUUUUGAUUUAAUCAAAGAAUAUGAAAAUUGGGCAAACAUUAUUUUGACCAAUAAAUUAUUCAAUACAUUCACACCAGAAAAUAUUUCACAGACUGAAAGUGAAUUGCAAGAUCAUGGAUAUAUCAAGGAUGAAUUGGUAGCCAAAAAACAAAACAAUAAAAAUCUAAAAGAAUACGGGCUAAACUUGCUACACGAAUUGAAACAAGAUGAAAGAGAAAACCAAUCACAUAUUCAGAAAAUACAAGAAUGCAUCGAAAAAAAUGAUGAAUUGCGACGAAAAUUAGACCAAGCUUGGGAAGACAAAAGCAAUUACCUAAAACAAUGCAAACAAUUGCUUAAGUUCAAUGACUUAUACAAGCAGUCCGAUUCUUGGUUAACCUUGAAAGAGGCGUUCCUAACAAAUGAAGAUCUGGGAUCAAAUUUGACUACCGUGGAAGAUUUACUUAAAAAACAUGAUUCAUUUGUUCAAUCGUUUGCCGGACAGCAAAGAAUAAUAGAUUUAUCAACAUUCGCUCAAGAACUUAUGGAACAGAAACAUUUUGAUUUGCAUAAUAUACAGAUGAAACAUAGUGAAAUUUUGGAAAGACGCGACAAAUUGUUUGAAUCGGCAAAGAUUCGUAAAUGUAAACUGGAAGAUUCUAAAUUGUAUUUUAAUUUUCUACGAAGCUACAAUGAGAUUCAUGGCUGGCUUACAGAGAAGAUUAAAGUGGCCAAUGAUGAAUCAUAUCUUGAUUCCAUUAAUUUAUUGUCGAAAAAACAAAAGCACGCAGCAUUUGAAGCCGAAAUUAAUUCGAAUAAAGGGCGAAUUGAAGAAUUGAUAAAUGAAGGCGAAAAUCUAAUCAACAAUUCACAUUUUUGUUCCGAAGAAAUCAAAUCAAAUUUGGAUACUAUCAAAAAAUUAUAUCGUCAACUGGAUGAAAGUGCUUCAUUCAAACGUAAUCGUCUCAAUGAAGCCUAUCAAGCGUUACAAUUUUUCCGCCUUUGUGACGUUCUCUUAUUGUGGAUCAAAGACAUUGAAGCAAUUCUUAACGAUCCUGAUAACGGAAAAGAUCUGUCUAGUGUUCGUAACUUGCUGAAAAAACAUCAAUUACUUGAAAACGAUGUACACAAUCAUAAUGAAAAUAUUGAAAACAUCAAAGAUCAAAUGGCACAUUUUGAACAAAGUAAUCAUUUUCAAAUAGAUGAAAUUGAAGAAAAAGGUAAUCAAGUCAUUAAAUGUUUUAAUGAAAUUCAAAAACCAAUCAAUCGUCGUCGUGAGACACUCGAAGAAUAUCUUACAUUCUUUCAGUUUAAAAAUGAUGUUGAACACGAAUUUUUCUGGAUCAAAGAAAAAGAAAAUCAAUUGAAUCAAUUCGAUAAUGCUAAUUCUGUGCUAGAUAUACAACGAUUGAUCAAACGACACAAAAUGCUGGAAUCUGAAAUUCAAACAAGAGAAAUUCAACUGAGUGCUCUUGUUUCUAAAGGACAUAGCUUGUUGAAAGCAGAAAGUUCCAAUUUUGAAGAAGUCAAAUACUUGACCAAUGAGCUACAGAAAAACAUUCAGUAUAUAAAAGACGCACUUGCUCUGAAGCGAAUACAUUUAAUCGAUUCAUUGGAAUCGCAUCAAUUUUAUUCGGACAUUACUGAAGCUGAAAGUUGGAUUAAUGAAAAAUUUUCAUUUUUGUUAAAUGAUGAUAAUGGCCGCGAUGAAGAAUCUGUAUCGAUGUUGUUGAAAAGAUUGGAAGCAAUCAGCAGCGAAUCUGAACGUUUCAAUUCUACUUUAAUGACCAAAUUGAUUCAACAAUCGAAACAAUUGAUUGAUAAAAAUCACAGUGAAAGUAAUGAGAUCCAACAAAAACUGGAUGGUCUGGUUGAUAAAUUUGAUCAAUUAUCUCAAGGAAUUUUGAAGAAAAGACAAACUUUAUCAGAACGUAGCCUAUAUUUCCUAUUUGAACGUGAAGCUGAUGAAUUAAUUUCAUGGAUCAAAGAUCAGCAAAUCAUAGCCAAAUCUGAAGAUUAUGGACAAGAUGUUGAACAUGUCGAGAGCCUGAUCCAGCAAUUCAAUACGUUCAUUUCAUUUAUAAUGUCAAACCAAGAACGUAUAAAAUCAUUGGAAAAACAAGCUGAAAAUGUUACAAAUUCCGAAGAAAAAUUGAAUGAAAUACAAUCUUUAUGGACUCAACUCAAAGAAAUUGCUGCCCGUCGACAAGAAUUAUUACAAAGCGCCGAAGAAGUUCACCGUUUUGAUCAAAGUGUUGAUGAAACAAUCUAUUGGAUACGUGAAAAAAAAUCAAGCACAAUAUUCGAUGAAGUCAACUCGAAAUAUGAUGAUAUCAACACUAUUAAGGCGAAAAUUCAUCAGUUAGAAGGAUUUGAACGUGAUCUGAAUGCUGUGCGUGAACAAGUUGAAACAUUGUUCAUCGAAGCAGAUAAAUUGAUCGAUUCAUUCGAAAAUGUCAAAGAUCAGAUUCAAGAACGCAAAACGGAAGUAAAAGAAGUUUGGGAUGAUCUCAAUAUGAAGACAAAAUUACAAAAAGCAACUUUAAUUCAAAUUGAAAAUAUUCAAUCAUAUUUCGAUCAUUAUAAGGAAUUAUUGACAUGGAUAAAUGAAAUUCAAGCAUUGAUAACUGCUGAUGAUAAACUUGUUUCGGAUGUUCUUGCCGCCGAACAACAACUUUCAAGGCAUCGAGAAUAUGAAACAGAAAUCAAAUCGAAAAAUGAAAGUGUUCAGGAAUUUUUGGUUACUGGUGAAAAAAUCAUUUCUCGUGGACAUAUCAUGUCAAAAGAAAUAGAACAAUGUAAUGAAAGGAUCAAAAAUGCAUAUGAUAAUUUGCUACGAACUUGGGAAAAAAGAUUUACAUUGUAUGGAUAUAAUCUUGAUGCCCGUCAGUUUGUUCGCGAUGUUGAGCAGAUGGAAAAAUGGAUCAAAGCUAGUCACAAUUAUAUUGAUGAUAAUAAUUUUGGCGAUUCUAUUGGUGAAGUUGAAGAUUUGUUGCUAAAACAUGAAGAAUUUGAAAAAACAAUUUCAGCACAAAUGGAAAAGUUGAAUAAAAUUGAAAAGAUAACUUUGAUGGAGAAAUAUUUCGAGGCUCUUAAACGCGAAGAAGAAGAACAAAGAACAGCUGAAUUAUUACGACAAGAAAAAGAGAAAAGAAUGGAAGAAGAACAGAAACGGAUUCUUUUUCGACGUAGUAAUGAGGAAUCGAAAUAUUAUGAAAACGAAGCUAACAAAAGUAAAUCAAUGUCAUCGAAACAUUCAUCCAAAACACCCAGAAGAUAUGCAAGUUUUUCGUUUGUGAGAAAAUCAACCAAAAUACAACCUCUCACACCGAAUUUACCACAAUUUUCUUGUAAAGGUUUCUUGGAACGUAAACAUCUAUCAGAACCGGGUGGAAAAAAAGCCGAAUCUCGAACCUGGAAGACUUAUUACACUGUUCUUUGUGGUCAUUUGUUAUGUUUUUUCAAAGAUAAAAAUGCUUUCAAUAAGAAUUCGGCUGCUUCGGCUCCACUCUCCAUAUUGAAUGCUAAAUGUGAAAAAACCGAAUAUAAGCAUAAGAAACAUGUUUUCAGCAUUGAAUUAACUAAUAUGAGCAAAUACUUAUUUAUAACUACCGACGGAGACCGACUUAAAGAAUGGAUCAGUGCCAUUGCUUUUCGAGCUUCACUUACACCUUCCGAUCAAUUGAUUAUACCUUCAUCAUCAUCUACUGAUCUAGGUUCAUCACAAAAUGGAGCCCAUGUAUCAGAUAGUUCAUCAUCAAGUCAUAAAUCAUCAUUAUCAUCAUUGCCUGAUAUUCAUCAUUUAAAUAAUGAUAAUUCACCCCAAUCAGUUAAUCAAGUGGAAAUCAAAUCCACUGAUAACAACAAUCAAAAUGAUUUGAAUGAUGAGACAAAUUCUUCUGAUGAUAAAAAAUCAUAUUUUCCAUCACCUGAAGCAUCACGACCAAAAAUCAGUAAAUAUGGUAGCUUACCAGUAAACAUGGUGCCCAUAAAAGAGGAUUCCAUUUAUGCAAAAGAUGAAGAUCAUUCAACAGGAUUACCAACGAUGAAAAGUUUCGAUGGUGAUAUUGGUUUAAAUAAUGAAAAAACAAAAAAACGUAGAAGUUUCUUUAAACGUUCUCGAUAAGAAAUUUAUUGAUAAUAUAAUCAUUCAAAUAAUCGUUUUUAUUUCAUCAUUAACAGAAUAAUUCUUUAUAUAUUUAUA